GGUGAGAGUGAAAGCACUUGCAUCUGGCACCUAUGGCAGAAUCUCAGUUGCUCAUUCCUCUACAUGUGUCUUACAUCAAGUCGCUUGGAGAUAGCAAAGAUGACUUGGCGUACCAUAUGACUGCCCAUUUACGGAUGAACGCGAUUUACUGGGGAUUGACGGCAUUAUGCACUAUGGGACACAAGGAUGCUCUUGACAGAGUAGAGGUUAUCGAUUUUGUACUAAGUUGCUGGGACGACGAGGCAGGUGGAUUUGGAGCUCAUCCGGACCAUGAUGCGCACAUCCAUUCAACACUGAGUGCUAUUCAAAUACUAUUGACACACGAUGCGCUGGAUAAGGUUGAUAUAGACCGCGUUACUCGAUUCAUAUUAUCACUCCAGAAACCUUCCGGCGUCUUUGCGGGGGAUGAGUUUGGAGAAACGGAUACCCGAUUCUCAUACUGUGCCAUCAGUGCACUCUCCCUUCUGGGCCGGUUGUCUGACCUUGAUGUCGAAAAAACGGUCUCAUACAUCCGACAAUGUAGGAAUUUUGACGGAGGAUUUGGAAAUACGAUUGGAGCAGAAAGCCAUGCUGCGCAAGUUUUUGUUUGCGUUGCCGCGUUAGCCAUUCUUGAUCGCUUAGAAGAAGUGGAUCAGCAAACCCUAUGUUGGUGGUUAGCUGAGCGGCAGCUUCCAAAUGGUGGACUCAACGGGCGACCUGAAAAACUAGAAGACGUAUGCUAUAGUUUUUGGAUUUUGUCGUCUCUGUCUAUUAUGAGAAAAGUACCGUGGAUUGAUGCAGACAAGUUGACUGCAUUUAUAUUAUCUUGUCAGGAUCCAGAAUCGGGAGGAAUUGCUGAUCGUCCUGGGGACGCAGUUGACGUCUUCCACACUUGUUUUGGCACAGCAGGCUUGUCGCUCCUUGGAUAUCCGGGGCUAGUCGAUUUGGAUCCCGUGUACUGUAUGCCUGCGAGUGUCAUUGAAGCAAAGGGCCUGCGGAAGGAUUGGCAAGCUCUACAUCGCAGGCUAUCAUAAAGGCAAACAUGUAUUUUUCAAACAAUGUAUCUCUGUGUUAGUGUAGAGUAUACUAGAAAGAAUAUGUGUGAAUUUA
This is a messenger RNA of Serpula lacrymans var. lacrymans S7.9, 1089 nucleotides long. RefSeq lists its product as uncharacterized. Lineage: Eukaryota; Fungi; Basidiomycota; Agaricomycetes; Boletales; Serpulaceae. Gene Ontology annotation, biological process: protein geranylgeranylation. Gene Ontology annotation, cellular component: Rab-protein geranylgeranyltransferase complex. The coding region runs from base 33 to 1013 and encodes 326 amino acids. Gene Ontology annotation, molecular function: Rab geranylgeranyltransferase activity. The transcript has 8 exons. The record is from RefSeq and is a predicted model, not a curated record.